ACUUGAUAACGUCAGUAUCCACACAGUGAUUGAGCAGACUAGACGUAAAUAUGUCUCAAACGGAGCCGGAGCUAACUUUAUGGGACGAAUUAACGAGCCCUGUCAAUUUCACACUUAUCCUAGUUAUUGCGUACCUUAUUUACAAGAUAGUAAGGGCGAAAUUUGAACCAGAGCCCGUAGCUGUGCCCGUGCAGAGGUUGCCAAAGAUGCGCAAAGAUCUCACAGUACAGGAGCUAAGAAAAUACAACGGUACGCAGCCCGACGGCAGAGUUUUGCUGGCGGUUAACGGCGUGAUUUUUGAUGUGACCAGGGGGAAGUCGUUUUAUGGGCCCGGAGGUCCAUAUGCAGCUUUUGCGGGUACGGAUGCCACCCGUGGCCUAGCGACCGGGACUGUCGCCGGUUCGGACAAGGAUUACGACGACGUGAGCGACCUCACGCCAGAUGAAGUUUCCGCCGCGAAGGAGUGGGAGGAACAAUUCACUGGAAAGUAUGACAUCGUGGGGCGUCUACUAAGACCCGGAGAGACAGCCAAACAGUACAGCGACGAUGAGUGUGAAGCCAAGACCGAAGACAAGAAAUCACAAUAGACCAUACAGAGUUGACUUCAACGAGUGAAUCAGAUAAAAGAGACGUUCAAAUUAGUUAUUCAAUAUUUACGAAGCUCCUUGUACAAAAUAUUUGUAUGAUGGACUCAGUUACUCGCGUGAUGGCGUGAAAAAGUUAGGUGUCAUCUAUCUAUUUCUUUCUAGUGGCGUUAGACAUGACAGGAAGCCUAGGCAAGUUACAAUAGUUUAUAAAAAAAAUGCUAAUCAAAUCUUAAAUAAUGUAUAGAAAUGAUGAUGAGACUUUAAGACUGCGUCCACCGUCCAGUGGCGCCUUCAUUAAUGGAAUUGUGUUUUCGAAUAAACCAGUUAAUUUCUAUAAAAAUCAGUAAGUAUAUUGAUAUUGUAGUCCUACUAAGUAUAUUGAUAUUGUUCCCCAAUAUUUGAUUCAUGUGAUAUAGUUGUAUAUAACUUACUUUUGACUUUAUCACCUAAACGAAAGAAUAUGGCCAACAUUUGCCAUUUAGUUGAUAUAGCAAAAAAUUAGCAAAAUAAAUAUAUGUCACAGUAACCAAAAAUUGGAGAAACAGUACGACGACAAUAUUAAUAUACUGAUUUAUACAGAAAUUAAUUGGUUUAUUAGAAAACACAAUUCCCCUAACGAGGGCGUCACUGGACGGUCGACGCAGUAUUAAUUAAUAAUGUGCAUCUGCAUUCUACAGACUGAUUUCAAAAGAAGUAUUUUGGUUUCCAAUAGUCAUGUCACACAAAUAUGCUUUUAUGUUCGUCUUCUUGUUGUUUUUAUUAAUAAGUUGGGCAAUAGUUUUGGUUAAGUUACGUUAAAGUUAUAACAACUUAAUUUGUUUAACAAUUAGCGAUCUCUAAUGAUACUAUUAAGUGUAAUAAUAGUGUCAUUUUUGUAGCGAAUUUUGAACUAUUAAAUCAUUAUUAUAAAUAAACGUUAA
Molecule: messenger RNA, 1507 nt
Organism: Cydia pomonella (codling moth)
Lineage: Eukaryota; Metazoa; Arthropoda; Insecta; Lepidoptera; Tortricidae
Product: membrane-associated progesterone receptor component 1-like
Exons: 3
Coding region: 51-587 (178 amino acids)
Cellular component (GO): endomembrane system; membrane
Source: RefSeq, a predicted model, not a curated record